Peromyscus eremicus (cactus mouse) is the source of this 4016-nucleotide messenger RNA. It is a transcript of the gene Adamts3, whose product is annotated as ADAM metallopeptidase with thrombospondin type 1 motif 3. The record is from RefSeq and is a predicted model, not a curated record. Gene Ontology annotation, molecular function: metalloendopeptidase activity. Gene Ontology annotation, biological process: proteolysis; extracellular matrix organization. Gene Ontology annotation, cellular component: extracellular matrix. NCBI's taxonomy places the organism in Eukaryota, Metazoa, Chordata, Mammalia, Rodentia, Cricetidae. The coding region runs from base 1 to 3612 and encodes 1203 amino acids. The transcript has 22 exons.
AUGGUGUUCCUGUCACUUUGGUUGAUAGCAGCCUCUCUGGUAGAGGUUAGGACGUCAGCUGAUGGACAAGCUGGUACUGAAGAAAUGGUGCAAAUAGAUUUACCAAUAAAGAGAUACAGAGAGUAUGAGCUGGUAACACCAGUUAGCACAAAUCUGAAAGGACACUAUCUUUCCCAUAUUCUUUCUGCAAAUCACAAGAAGAGGUCACCCAGGGAUGUGUCGUCUAACUCAGAGCAAUUGUUCUUCAAUGUCACUGCGUUUGGAAGAGAUUUUCAUCUUCGACUAAAGCCCAACACUCACUUCCUAGCUCCUGGGGCCGUUGUGGAAUGGCAUGAGACAUCUCCAGUGCCUGGGAAUAUAACUGACCCCGGAAACAGCCGUCAGCACGGAAGUGCUUCGGAAAGAAUCUGGAGAUCAGAGCCUUUGCAGACUAGCUGUGCUUAUGUUGGUGACAUCAUGGACAUUCCAGGAACCUCUGUCGCCAUUAGCAACUGUGAUGGUCUGGCUGGGAUGAUAAGAAGUGAUACUGAAGAGUAUUUCAUUGAGCCCUUGGAAAGAGGUAAGCAGAUGGAGGAAGCGAAAGGAAGAAUUCACGUUGUCUACAAGAGAUCAGCCCUGGAGCAGGCUCCCAGAGAUGUGUCUGAAGACUCCUACUACAGGGAGCCGGAUCGGGAAGGCCUUGAUGAUCUAGGUACAGUUUACAGCAACAUUGGCCAGCAGCUGAAUGAGACAAUGAGGCGCCGCAGACACUCGGGAGAGAAUGAUUACAACAUCGAGGUGCUUCUGGGAGUGGAUGACUCUGUGGUCCGUUUCCAUGGCAAAGAACAUGUCCAAAACUACCUCCUCACCCUGAUGAACAUUGUAAAUGAAAUCUACCAUGACGAGUCCCUUGGAGUGCAUAUAAAUGUGGUCCUGGUGCGAAUGAUUAUGCUCGGUUACGCAAAGUCUAUCAGCCUCAUAGAAAGGGGGAACCCAUCCAGGAGUCUGGAGAAUGUGUGUCGCUGGGCUUGCCAACAACAAAAACCUGAUCCCAACCACGCUGAACACCACGAUCAUGCCAUUUUCUUAACCAGGCAAGACUUUGGGCCUGCUGGAAUGCAAGGAUACGCUCCAGUCACAGGCAUGUGCCACCCAGUGAGAAGUUGUACCUUGAAUCAUGAAGAUGGUUUCUCGUCUGCCUUCGUAGUAGCCCAUGAAACCGGCCAUGUGUUGGGAAUGGAGCAUGACGGGCAAGGGAACAGGUGUGGGGAUGAGACCGCCAUGGGGAGCGUCAUGGCGCCCCUGGUACAAGCCGCCUUCCAUCGCUACCACUGGUCCAGAUGCAGUGGUCAGGAACUGAAGAGAUACAUCCAUUCCUAUGACUGUCUCCUUGACGACCCCUUUGAACACGAUUGGCCCAAACUCCCAGAACUUCCUGGAAUCAAUUAUUCCAUGGAUGAGCAAUGCCGUUUUGAUUUUGGUGUUGGCUACAAAAUGUGUACUGCGUUCCGAACUUUUGACCCGUGCAAACAGCUGUGGUGCAGCCAUCCCGAUAACCCAUAUUUCUGUAAGACUAAGAAGGGGCCCCCUCUCGACGGGACUGAAUGCGCUCCUGGGAAGUGGUGCUAUAAAGGGCAUUGCAUGUGGAAGAAUGCUAAUCAACAAAAACAAGAUGGCAACUGGGGGUCAUGGACCAAAUUUGGUUCCUGUUCCAGGACAUGUGGCACUGGAGUUCGAUUUAGAACACGCCAGUGCAAUAAUCCCACGCCCAUCAAUGGUGGUCAGGAUUGCCCUGGUGUUAAUUUUGAGUACCAGCUUUGUAAUACAGAAGAAUGCCAAAAGCACUUUGAGGACUUCAGGGCCCAGCAGUGCCAACAGCGUAAUUCCCACUUUGAAUACCAGAAUACCAAACACCACUGGCUGCCGCAUGAACAUCCUGACUCCAAGAAAAGAUGCCACCUUUACUGCCAGUCCAAAGAGACUGGGGAUGUUGCCUACAUGAAGCAGCUGGUACACGAUGGAACUCGAUGCUCCUACAAAGAUCCAUACAGCAUAUGUGUGCGAGGAGAAUGUGUGAAAGUGGGCUGCGACAAAGAAAUUGGUUCCAACAAGGUUGAGGAUAAGUGUGGGGUCUGUGGAGGGGACAAUUCCCACUGUCGAACUGUGAAGGGGACAUUUACCAGAACACCCAGGAAACUUGGGAAGACGAGAGGCGCAUUCAUUUUACCCAAAGGAGCUCGUAAUAUUUCUCUUGCUGAAACAAGAGAAACUAAAAAUGUACUGGCUAUUAAGAACCAAGCCACAGGUCACUACAUUUUAAAUGGGAAAGGGGAGGAAGCCAAGUCACGGACCUUCAUAGAUCUUGGUGUCGAGUGGGAUUACAACAUUGAAGAUGACAUUGAAACUCUCCACACGGAUGGGCCCCUUCAUGACCCUGUUAUUGUUCUGAUCAUACCUCAGGAGAAUGACACCCGCUCUAGCCUGACGUAUAAGUACAUCAUUCAUGAAGACUCUGUCCCAACAAUCAACAGCAACAAUGUCAUCCAGGAGGAGCUGGACACCUUCGAGUGGGCACUGAAGAGUUGGUCUCAGUGCUCCAAACCCUGUGGUGGAGGUUUCCAGUAUACAAAAUAUGGAUGCCGAAGGAAAAGCGAUAGUAAAAUGGUUCAUCGCAGCUUCUGUGAGGUCAAUAAAAAGCCAAAACCCAUUAGACGCAUGUGCAACAUUCAGGAGUGCACACACCCACUCUGGGCAGCAGAAGAAUGGGAACACUGUAGCAAAAGCUGUGGCAGCUCGGGCUACCAGCUCCGCACUGUGCGCUGCCUCCAGCCACUCCAUGAUGGUACCAACCGCUCUGUGCACAGCAAGUACUGCCUGGGGGAGCGUCCUGAGAGCCGCCGGCCCUGUAACAGAGUCCCCUGCCCAGCCCAGUGGAAAACAGGGCCCUGGAAUGAAUGUUCAGUGACCUGCGGAGAAGGAACAGAGGUGAGACAGGUUCUCUGCAGGACUGGAGAACACUGUGAUGGCGAAAAGCCUGAGUCUAUCAGACCCUGCCAGCUGCCUCCCUGUAAUGAUGAGCCAUGCUUGGGCGACAAGUCCAUAUUCUGUCAAAUGGAGGUGCUUGCCCGAUACUGCUCCAUACCAGGGUAUAACAAGUUGUGCUGUGAGUCAUGUAGCAAGCGCAGUGGGACCCUGCCACCACCAUACCUUCAAGAAGCUGCUGAAAUCCAUAGUGAUGCUAUCUUUGGUCCUAGUGACCUUCCUAGGUCUCUAGUGAUGCCGACACCCUUUCUCCCUUACUACUCAGGGACCCGUGCUGAGAAGAAAUCCUUGAGUAGCAUCUCUUCCAUGGCAAAUCCAAAUGCAUACGCUGCUCUCAGAGCCAGCAGCCGACCUAGUGCUAACUUACCCCAGAAGGAAAUGCAGCAGGCCGGAAGAAAGACAAUGGUGUCAGUACCACCUUCCUCAUCUGUAAAGACUGAUCACUUCCAUUCUGCCUCACCCGGGGCUGCUGCCCCCUCCCCGGCUCUCAGUGAUUCAAUAGGUGCUUCUACCCAGGCAAGAACCCCAAAGAAAGAUGGAAGGAAUAUUAGCAAGAGACAUCCAGUCAGGUCAGCCACCUCAGAGAGAUGAGAAAGCGGACCUAUGGGGCUAGAGGUCAAAGGGAAACCUGGGCAGCCUCCCUCCCUGCAUGGUGCAUACAGCUUGUUAAAAAGCAGGACCCUCCACACAAGGUUUACUCAUGUCCUCUGUCAAUGGAAGGGCAGGAAGUGCUGGUUCACUUUUUAGUUGCUUCCAUCCAUCUCCUGUUCUGCAUCGACCUGUUUACCAGAAUCCAUUGGAAGAAAGCGCCAAAGCUGUUUUCAGAAGGAAAGAGCCUAGCUGCAGUGGCCCCGGCCUAGCAUCCCAGCAUUUGGGAAACCCAGGCAAAAGAGUAGCUGCCAGUCCUGGGCCAGCCUGGAAUGCCUCUCUCAAAAACAGAAAAGAAAUGGAAAAUGGUUAAACGUGUUGCUUGCUCUCUAAGGAAGAAAAGAGCC